Molecule: messenger RNA, 924 nt
Organism: Capronia coronata CBS 617.96
Lineage: Eukaryota; Fungi; Ascomycota; Eurotiomycetes; Chaetothyriales; Herpotrichiellaceae
Exons: 2
Coding region: 1-924 (307 amino acids)
Biological process (GO): maturation of SSU-rRNA from tricistronic rRNA transcript (SSU-rRNA, 5.8S rRNA, LSU-rRNA)
Cellular component (GO): nucleolus; 90S preribosome
Source: RefSeq, a predicted model, not a curated record
AUGGCUUACGCCUCUAUUCUGGAUCGACCGGUCCAGCUGCGGCAUGACGACGAAGAGGAUGUUGAGCUAGAGUCUUUCGACCAGGAUGAGAACGACAGUGAUCAAUCACAGGACAGCGAGCCUGGCCAAAGCGAUUCGCAAUCUGAUCAGGAGGCCACCGGCGAGUCAGAUGAGGACGAGGACGAGGACGUAGCUCUGGAGGAGAUCAGCUUUGGGGCGCUUGCAAAGGCACAAGAGACGUUCAACCCGAAACUGAGGAAACGAAAGCUGGGAGAGGCGGUAGAAGAAGAAGCAGUCUCGGACAAGGGAAAAAAGAACGAAGAAGAUACAUUCGACACUCGUCGCCGAGCCAAAGAACCCCGUAUCGAUGCGCCGAAACGGACAUCGAAACAUGCCCCUGCCAUUGAGUCGGCUCGAAAGCCUGUCUCACGAAAGAGAACGAUUUUCGAGCCUUCGCCUGCGCUGAAAUUUCGAGACCCGCGCUUCGAUCCCACGGUGAUGUCCUCAAACCGCGACCCCACUGCUGUGGAAAAGGCGAACAAGAACUACUCUUUCCUGACCACAUACCAAGCCGCCGAGAUCCUUGACCUGAAAGCGCAAAUCAAGAAAGCCAAAGACCCGGAAAUGAUUGCUGAUCUAAAGCGACAAGUCAUGUCGAUGGAGGCGAAGAUCCGAAGUGCAGAAGCUCGACAGCGCGAGAACGAAAUCCGCAAGAAACACAAGGAGAAAGAGAAGGAGGCUCUGCGCACGGGACAGAAAGCGAAGCCUUACUUCUUGAAAGAGGCCGACGUGAGGAAACUGGCGAAGGAGGAGAAGAUGCAAGGCAUGAGCAAACGGGCGCGAGAUAAAGCAGAGAAGAGACGCCAGAAGAGAGAAAAGGGCAAAGAUGCCAAAGAUAUGCCUCGGGUCAGACGCGAAGGAUGA